Molecule: messenger RNA, 1230 nt
Organism: Benincasa hispida (wax gourd)
Lineage: Eukaryota; Viridiplantae; Streptophyta; Magnoliopsida; Cucurbitales; Cucurbitaceae
Product: heat stress transcription factor A-4c-like
Biological process (GO): cellular response to heat; regulation of transcription by RNA polymerase II
Cellular component (GO): nucleus
Molecular function (GO): DNA-binding transcription factor activity; RNA polymerase II cis-regulatory region sequence-specific DNA binding
Source: RefSeq, a predicted model, not a curated record
UCCCAUUAAUCUCAUUCCUUCAAUUCUCAAUUUUCCAUCUUUUCUUUCCCUUUUCCCUCAAGUUCUCACCGUUUUGUUCUCUUUAAUCCUUUCCUUCUCACUCUCUGGUUUCAACUUUCACCACGGUGGCGCCGCCGCAGCCCAGGGAUUCUACUGUUUCAGCUGUGAAGAGAAAAUGGAUGGCUCAGAAGGAAGCUCCGGCGCCGCUCCGCCGCCAUUUCUGACCAAAACAUAUGAGAUGGUGGAUGAUCCGAUGACCAAUUCCAUCGUAUCGUGGACUCAAAGUGGUUUCAGCUUUGUGGUUUGGAACCCACCGGAAUUCGCACAAGAAUUACUCCCAAUUUAUUUCAAACACAACAAUUUUUCUAGUUUUGUUCGACAAUUAAACACUUAUGGAUUUAGAAAAAUCGAUCGAGAACAAUGGGAAUUCGCCAACGAAGGGUUUAUAAGAGGAAGAACACAUCUUCUAAAAAGCAUCCAUAGACGAAAACCAAUCUACAGCCAUAGCCAGAGCCAUGGAAAUGGAGGAGCUCCAUUAUCAGAACAAGAAAGAGAAGAACUCGAGCAAAAAAUCAAAACCCUUUAUCAAGAAAAGGCCAUUCUCCAAUCCCAAUUACAGAAACACGAAAACGAAAAAGAACAAAUUGGGCUUCAAAUUCAGACAAUCUGUCAGCAAUUAUGGCAAAUGGGGAAUCAACAGAAGCAGCUAAUUGGAAUAUUGGGAGCAGAGUUGCAGAGGCAUGAGCAAAGCAAAAAGAGAAAAAUGGGGAAAGUGAAUGAGUUAUUGGUUGAAGAAUGGUCAGAAUUUAAGAGAGAUGAGAAGAAGGUAAAGGUUCCGCCAUUGGAGCUGAUGGAGAAACUGGAAUUAUCAUUGGGAUUGUGUGAGGAUUUGCUGUGUAAUGUGGCGAAGGUUUUGAAGGAAGGGGAGGGAAUGGAAGUGAAAAAAGGAGGGGAAAUGAGAAGUGGUGUGAACGAUAUGUUUUGGGAACAGUUCUUGACGGAAAUUCCAGGGUCCUCAAAUAUUAGUGAAGUUUAUUUAGAUAGAAGGAACAAUGUUGUAAGGUAGAUUAGUUGUUUGUAAAUGAUUCACUCUUGUUUUUUGAAUUAGAAUUUUAGUUUUAGAGAUGGUUGAUUACUAGGCAUUUUUUAACAUUUAUGUUUGUGUCUAUUUGGUCAAUUAAAAAUAUUUAAUAGAUUUCUAAGUUUUUAAUCCUGUCUAAAAAAUUUUGG